CAUCUCGGUUGAAGAUAAAUUUAAAAUGUCAUUAAUUGACUUAUUCAGUACGUUCAAUGUGACAGCGCACAAGGAGACGAUCGAAAGGAAAUAUACAGACCAGAUUGCCACUUUGACCAAGGAAUUAGAACCAUAUGAACGGAGUAGGAAUCAAAUGAUCAAAGCUGCCGAUUGGAGGGCACAGUCCAUUGGCUGGUUAGGUUUAGUGUUUAUGGGACUCCAAACUGGUGUUUUGGCUCGACUUACAUGGUUUGAGUACUCGUGGGAUAUCAUGGAGCCGGUCACCUAUUUUGUCACAUAUGUCACUGGAAUGUUCUUCUAUGCAUAUUACAUGGUCACGCGACAGGUAUUUGGAUGAUCUGAUGGCAGGAAUAUACCUACAGGGAUGCCC
Octopus sinensis (East Asian common octopus) is the source of this 391-nucleotide messenger RNA. Its product is annotated as calcium uniporter protein, mitochondrial-like. The transcript has 2 exons. Gene Ontology annotation, cellular component: mitochondrial inner membrane; uniplex complex. The coding region runs from base 26 to 358 and encodes 110 amino acids. Gene Ontology annotation, molecular function: uniporter activity; calcium channel activity. NCBI's taxonomy places the organism in Eukaryota, Metazoa, Mollusca, Cephalopoda, Octopoda, Octopodidae. Gene Ontology annotation, biological process: mitochondrial calcium ion homeostasis; calcium import into the mitochondrion. The record is from RefSeq and is a predicted model, not a curated record.